Messenger RNA from Coregonus clupeaformis (lake whitefish), 2760 nucleotides. RefSeq names its product serine/threonine-protein phosphatase 2A 55 kDa regulatory subunit B beta isoform. Gene Ontology annotation, cellular component: protein phosphatase type 2A complex; cytosol. The transcript is spliced from 9 exons. Gene Ontology annotation, molecular function: protein phosphatase regulator activity; protein binding. Lineage: Eukaryota; Metazoa; Chordata; Actinopteri; Salmoniformes; Salmonidae. The record is from RefSeq and is a predicted model, not a curated record. The coding region runs from base 561 to 1892 and encodes 443 amino acids. Gene Ontology annotation, biological process: peptidyl-serine dephosphorylation.
GCGAAUGGAGCAGUUGCAACAGCAGGCAGCAGUGGAGCACCCGGUGCGGUUUGGCGGCAAAGUCACACGUCUCCGCGAAACGGGGUGAUCCUACACGACAAGAGGAAACAGACCCUGCUAUGCAAGCGGACUGAGGCAAAAUAAGGACCUGCACACACACCCUGCUAUAACAACUUGCUCACACACCAUGCUAUAACAACCUGCUCACACACCCUGCUCUGCCUGCACUGAUUUCUGGACUGAUUUAUUGCGCCUCUGGUAAUUGAGAGGAAAAUGCGCAGAUAUUAUAUUGCUGUUGGUUUUAUAGUUCGUUUUCUCACACUUUUAAUCUGAGCCCCGUCGUGCCUGACAUCCAACGUCUCGAAAAGGACAAGUAUUUUCCUCCUAUCACAUUGAUACGAACUGUGAGGUUUCUGCCUCUUUUUCACGUUCUUAUUUCUGGGAAGGGUUGAAUCAUGACGAACAGUGCGCAGCUCGCGCCGACCCUGUGCUGAAGCGAUGUUUCAGGACCAUGGAUACUUGUUUCUCUGUUUCUGGCUUACAAAAUAAAAGCGUCACAAAUGGAUGAAGAAAUCGACACCCGCAAAAUCAACAACAGCUUCCUCCGGGACCACAACUAUGCAACUGAAGCUGACAUCAUAUCCACGGUUGAGUUCAACCCAACUGGAGAGCUGCUGGCGACGGGGGACAAGGGUGGGAGAGUAGUGGUGUUCCAGAGAGAACGGGAGAGUAAGAACCAGCCCCACAGGAGAGGGGAGUACAAUGUUUACAGCACCUUCCAGAGCCACGAGCCUGAGUUUGACUACCUGAAGAGCCUGGAGAUCGAGGAGAAGAUCAACAAGAUUCGAUGGCUGCCUCAACAGAACGCUGCCUACUUCCUCCUCUCCACCAAUGAUAAAACAGUGAAGCUGUGGAAGGUCAGUGAGCGGGACAAGAGACCGGAGGGCUACAACCUGAAGGACGAGGAUGGGAGGAUCCGAGACCCCACCACCAUCACCGCCCUGCGGGUACCAGUGCUGCAGCCCAUGGACCUGAUGGUGGAAGCCACUCCCAGGCGAGUGUUCUCCAAUGCCCACACGUACCACAUCAACUCCAUCUCUGUGAACAGCGACUACGAGACCUACAUGUCCACAGAUGACCUGAGAAUUAACCUGUGGAACCUGGAGAUCACCAACCGAAGUUUCAACAUUGUGGACAUCAAGCCGACUAACAUGGAGGAGCUGACGGAGGUGAUUACGGCAGCGGAGUUCCAACCCAACCAGUGUAACACCUUCGUCUACAGCAGCAGCAAGGGCUCCAUCCGCCUGUGUGACAUGAGGGCCUCAGCACUGUGUGACAACCACUCCAAAUUGUUCGAGGAGCCAGAGGACCCCAGUAACCGCUCCUUCUUCUCCGAGAUCAUCUCAUCCAUCUCAGACGUUAAGUUCAGCCACAGUGGCCGCUACCUGAUCACACGGGACUACCUCACGGUCAAGGUGUGGGACCUCAACAUGGAGAGCAAACCUCUGGAGACCUACCAGGUUCAUGACUACCUGAGGAGUAAGCUGUGCUCCCUGUAUGAGAACGACUGCAUCUUUGACAAAUUUGAAUGUGUCUGGAACGGGUCUGACAGUGUGAUCAUGACCGGCUCGUACAACAACUUCUUCCGCAUGUUCGACCGCAACACCAAGCGUGACGUGACCCUGGAGGCAUCGAGGGAGAACAGCAAGCCCCGGGCCAUCCUGAAGCCCAGGAAGGUGUGUGUGGGGGGUAAGAGACGUAAGGACGAGAUCAGCGUGGACAGCCUGGAUUUCAGCAAGAAGAUCCUGCACACCGCCUGGCACCCCUCUGAGAACAUCAUCGCCGUGGCCGCCACCAACAACCUCUACAUAUUCCAAGACAAGGUCAACUAAGGUUGGAUGGCUGGAGAGCAGAGCAGCACAGACCAGCAGAGCGCCCCCUGGCUGACCACGCUCACCUGGGGACUGGGAGAGGGCCGCAAGGCUGAGAAUCUCUGGCCGCACUGCAACUUGUGACGAGACACUGACAGCUUUGCAGCUCUGAGACUUGCACCCAUGUUGUUGUAAAUCCAGGGUUGCCCUCUGUUGUAUCCAGAACACUCAAAAACGAUGGCUGUCAUCUAUUUUGUCUUUCCAUUUUACAAUUUUCUCCCUCUAAGUUGUUGCUGUAGUUUGUUAUGCACAUAAAAGCAGGAAUGAUACUUGUUUUUGUUCCUUAGAAGCUUUGCAUUGGGGAGAUGAACUCAUAACCUUUGCAUCCCUGAGAUGACAUGCCCAGACGCUAGAGAUGGUGCGCUUGACACCUUUUGACCUCUUCUCCUGGCCCCCUCUUCACUUAUUUAUUAUUUCUCUUCAUGAAGGUUUUAAAACAAACAUGCAGAGGAACAUAUGUUACUGGGUAGUAUUGAUUAAAACAAUGUAGCAAGCUUUUUGUUCAAUUUUUUUUUAUAUAUAAAAAACAAAUUCAAAAUGUCAAAUAAAAAAAUAGGUACACCUAAAUAUUCAUGUCUUUAUUAUGGGCUCAGUGAUCCCAGGAAUGGAGUUGAGAAAAUGUAUCUAAAAUGUUUAACCAUUAACAUAUCACAGGACUACAUUGUAAAAAAAAAAAGUUGCCUUUAUUCCAGUAAACAUGUACAGAAAAAGCGACGCAUCAAAAUUAAACCACUGAGAAGAAACGUUAACAUUCAAACUGUACUGUGAGUUGGUAGAUGUCAACGACGCACUCAAAACAGUUACUAAGGCCUGCAAUACCUUGAGUCAC